Molecule: messenger RNA, 405 nt
Organism: Acaulospora colombiana
Lineage: Eukaryota; Fungi; Glomeromycota; Glomeromycetes; Diversisporales; Acaulosporaceae
Source: the annotation of a GenBank genome assembly
GAACGGGACGUCAAAGGGGCUCGACUGUGUAAACGGAGUCGAGUAAGACCGGCCCUGUCUGAGGUUUUUGGUUUGAGCACCUGUGGAUCACUGAAAAGCCACGACAGCACCCGGCCAGCAGACUGGAUAUCGCUCGCCUUUUUGGAAAUACGAUGUGAGAACCCCGUUGCUGGAGUCCCAAAUUUUGUUGCGGUGAAAGGGUGGAAGAUUGCAGGCCAGGGGGGUAUUUCUCCGUCAGCGCAUCGUAUUAUCGGACUGGGCUUGCUCCCUGUGACAGCUAGAGAAAGCCAAUUUCUUCGCAGUUCUUCUGUACAUAAUCGAUCUGAAUGGAUGGAUAUAUACGCGGGUCCAGGUGUGCGAACAGGCGUUGACUGGGGAAGCGCGAUUGCUUCUCAACAACAGUGA